Molecule: messenger RNA, 2830 nt
Organism: Theobroma cacao (cacao)
Lineage: Eukaryota; Viridiplantae; Streptophyta; Magnoliopsida; Malvales; Malvaceae
Product: sulfate transporter 1.3-like
Biological process (GO): sulfate transmembrane transport
Cellular component (GO): membrane
Molecular function (GO): secondary active sulfate transmembrane transporter activity
Source: RefSeq, a predicted model, not a curated record
UUAAAUUUGAUAUAUUCUUGUUAUUCACCUUCUGGUUUGUAGGUCCUGAAAUAGAAAGUUCGGAAGUUUAUAUUCAUCGAAACCAAAUAGAACUCUGUUUCCGAAAAAGAAGGGAAACAUACAGAAAAAAAAAAAAAAACCAGAAAACUCUCUCUCUGUCAGAUUCAACGAAUGUAGACAUCCUUUAACCUUCGAUCUCCCGUGCUAUUCCUCAUGUUUUCUCCAUUGGGACAUUAACAGAAAGUUGAAUCGGCCAAAGGAAAAAAAAAUAAUUGAAGCAUAUAAAAAGAGCUGGUUGGAUACGAUGAUGUGCUGCCGCAUUACCAGCAUGUAAACGCAAGCUUUGUUAUAAAUUAGUCUCUAGACAGAAUGAGUCACCGUGUCACUGAUGAGCUUGGCUCCGAGGAGAUGGAUAUUGUGAGUGUUUCGUCAUCACGUCGCAAUUCAGAGAAUUUGCCUUACGUUCAUAAGGUGGGAGUACCUCCUAAGCAAAACCUGCUGAAAGAAAUUGCAGCCACUGUGAAGGAAACUUUCUUUGCAGAUGAUCCUUUACGCCAUUUUAAGGAUCAACCAAGGUCAAGAAAGUUUGUCCUAGGCUUCCAAGCGGUUUUCCCUAUAUUCGAAUGGGGAAGGAACUACAGCCUUUCUAAAUUCAAAGGUGAUUUGAUUGCUGGACUUACUAUCGCAAGUCUUUGCAUUCCACAGGAUAUUGGAUAUGCAAAGCUUGCAAAUCUGGAGCCCCAAUAUGGAUUAUAUAGUAGCUUUGUUCCACCUCUUGUUUAUGCAUUUAUGGGAAGCUCGCGGGAUAUUGCCAUUGGACCUGUGGCUGUGGUUUCUCUCUUGCUUGGUAGUCUCCUGCGGGAUGAGAUUGACUCAUCUGAAAAUCCUGUUGACUACCGACGCCUUGCAUUCACUGCUACUUUCUUUGCAGGCAUCACUCAGUUCACACUUGGAUUUUUAAGGUUGGGGUUCUUGAUAGACUUCCUAUCUCAUGCUGCCAUAGUUGGCUUUAUGGCCGGUGCUGCUAUCACCAUUGCCCUUCAACAACUUAAAGGUCUACUUGGUAUCAAAAAAUUCACAAAGAAUACUAAUAUUGUCUCUGUUAUGCGCUCAGUAUGGAACUCAGUGCAUCAUGGUUGGAAUUGGCAAACUAUACUAAUAGGAGUGGCCUUCCUGGCCUUCCUCUUGGUUGCAAAAUACAUUGGAAAAAAAAAGAAGAAACUAUUUUGGGUGCCAGCAAUUGCUCCCUUGAUCUCUGUCAUCCUCUCCACCUUUUUUGUGUACAUCACACGUGCUGACAAGCAUGGUGUUCAAAUCGUGAAACAUAUCAGACAAGGCGUCAAUCCACCAUCUGUGAAUGAAAUAUUUUUCUCUGGAGAAUAUCUUGGCAAAGGUUUCAGGAUAGGGGUUGUAGCGGGUAUGAUAGCAUUGACGGAAGCUGUAGCAAUUGGAAGGACAUUUGCUUCCAUGAAGGACUACCAGCUGGAUGGAAAUAAAGAAAUGGUAGCAUUAGGAACAAUGAAUAUUGUUGGUUCGAUGACAUCUUGUUAUGUGGCCACAGGAUCCUUCUCUCGCUCAGCAGUAAAUUACAUGGCUGGAUGCCAUACAGCCGUGUCUAAUAUAGUGAUGUCCUGUGUUGUGCUACUAACAUUGGAACUCAUCACUCCUCUGUUCAAGUACACUCCAAAUGCAAUACUUGCUUCUAUUAUUAUAUCUGCGGUGAUUGGAUUAAUUGACAUUGAAGCAGUAGCUCUAAUAUGGAAGAUUGAUAAAUUUGAUUUUGUUGCUUGUAUGGGAGCCUUCUUUGGUGUAGUUUUCUCUUCUGUUGAGAUGGGACUUUUAAUUGCGGUUUCAAUAUCCUUUGCAAAAAUCCUCUUACAAGUUACAAGACCUCGCACAGCAAUUCUUGGGAAGCUUCCGAGGACUACUGUUUACAGGAACAUUCUCCAAUAUCCAGAUGCAACAAAAGUUCCUGGCAUCCUCAUUGUCAGAGUUGAUUCCGCAAUAUACUUUUCCAAUUCCAACUAUGUUAAAGAGAGGAUUUUGAGAUGGCUGGCUGAUGAAGAAGAACAACUGAAAGAAAAUUUCCAACCUAGAAUUAUGUAUUUGAUUGUUGAAAUGUCACCUGUUACUGACAUUGACACCAGUGGCAUCCAUGCCUUGGAAGAGUUGUUCAGAAGUCUUGAGAAGAGGGAUGUUAAGCUUGUUUUAGCCAAUCCAGGGCCUGUUGUGGUUGACAAGCUCCAUGCUUCAAAGUUUCCAGAGUUGAUAGGGGAGGAUAGGAUCUUCCUCACUGUAGCAGAUGCAGUACUAACAUGUGCUCCAAAGAUGGAAGAACCAUAACAUGUCUUCUUGUUGUCAAACUAAUUCAACAUUGGAAGAUUCAACACGGUUCAAUAGCAAAGCUUACAAGAAACUUGCUAAGGCGAAUUUUGAAGGAGCUCAUACGAAAAAAGGAAUAAAACCUUGACGGUGAACAGUGGAUAAAAUGGGGGGAUUAAAUUAAAUAAAUUAGCAAAAGCUGUGUAAAUUCAAUUUAAUUUACGAAAGGCUUUCUUCAUCAUUGUUCUGAUCUCCAACACUGGGGCAUUAGUAUCUUCUUUUUCCAUGUUAUUCUCAUUCUUAGUUUCACAUAAUCAAGGUUGACUACUUGUUGAUGCUUUCUAUCACACAAGUAUCAAUAGAGUUGCUUUGUAAAAGAAAUUUGAGGGUAUUUCUCCUAAGGGUUUUUAUAGGUCAGUAUUUCUUGUAACCAUGUGAUUUUUCUUUGUAAUUUUAUUAUGUAUAUCUCACAAAAUUAACUAGAAAGCUUCAAAGCAAAGUUUAAAUC